AUGAAAUGGGUUGUUGAAUCGUCUCCGAUGGUUGUCACCUGGUGGAGUAGAAAAACGGUGACUUUGCAGCUCUCUAGCAGUUGUCAUCUGAUGGAGAGGAGUUGGAUGGAGGUGGGGCGCGUGUUAGGGAGCUUCAUCCUCAGGUCUGCAUAGCAAGAGGAGGCUCUUCAUCACAUCUGGUACACUCUAAGGAGAUGGUGACUCAUCUCCCGAUAGAUCAUCCUCUUUCUGAUGACGGCUUGUUCAUCUAUCAAUCGAAGAUACUUUACUCGAUGGAUUCACGAUCCUUUUAUUGCGAAUCGUUUAGCAAUUUUAGUAAGAAUACUCAACAAAUCAUGUUGACGAGAUUUUCACCAAUGAUCUAGCGAUUUUGAUUGCUUAAUCCUUCACCAACAAUUUUUAGUAAAGUCAUGAUAAUCAGAUAAAAAAAAAUGAGUUUUGGCUCUAAGAGAAUUUGAACCCAUGCCAGUUGCCUUACCCUUUAUGAGGAAGGUGUGACCCGAGUUUAGUCCCACAUCAGUUGUGUGCUAAUUUUUUGGGCAAAUAUAUACUAAUGUUACAUUUCUAAGCAAGUCCCUUCUCUUGUAUGUACGACCACUUACUCCAUAGCCAGCUAGCCACCAGUGAUGUGAAAAGGGAGUGGCACACACAUGCCUCUAUCGGUCCAAGCCACUCCAGCUCCUGCAUGCGGCUACCCCCCGACUGCGCUCUAACAUACUUGCGGGCCCAACUAGUCAGCGGGUCCCUCCAUUUUACAAUAUUUUUAUUUUUAUUUCUUUAUUUAUCUCAAAAGUAAGACUGUAAAAAUCAUAUAAAUUCCAAUAAAAUCACAUAAUUACCCAAAAAUUUAUGUUAAUCAACUAAAAACCACUUUUCACACUUUAACAUAAAUAUAAGUCUAUUUAUCAUAAGUUAAAGCUAAAACUAUAUUAUUUACUAAUUAUUAAAUCAUGAUAAUGAAGACUUAUCAUACCCCUCAACUUAAAUCAUUACUAGUCCCUUGGCAAUGACAUUACGAAAAUAAAAAUUUAUAAAUCUCGAACAUCAUAUUUCAAUACAUAAAAAAAAAUACAAUUAGAAAUGAUGAACCUUUAGACACUUUGAACUCUUAUAUCAAGUAUUUAAGAAUGAUGUCAAGCACUUAAAUGUUUAAGCACUCCUUGGAAUAAUAAUCUAGACUUCACUUCUUCUAUUUACAUUUUUAUCACUUCUUCACUCAUAGAUAUAUUUACAAGAUGUUCAUUCUAAUUAUGAAUAAUCAUCUAAGAAUAAUAUUGAUCCUACAUUUUCCUUUUUCUAUGACUUGAUUUUUGAAGUGUGUACUAUAUUUCUUCCUUUUUUUUUUAAUAUAUAUAGUGGAUAAGUAGCUUUUCCUAUAGACAAAUUUCGACAAAAAGAAUGAUGUCUCACACCCUCCAUGUGUACUCUUCAUUUUCAGGGCUUUCACUUUAUCCACUUAUUUUGCAGCAAGUGUUUUUCUAUACACGAUUUUCGAUAAUGAAAAUGAUGUCUCACACCCUCCAUGUGUACUCUUCGUUUUUAGAUUUUUCACAUUGCUUCCUUUUUUUUUUUUCGAAAUAAGUGAUUUCUCCUCACAAGUCCUAUAGAUCAGGGUGCAAAAAUCUCUAUUAAACUCAAAUGAUCAAUAAAAUUUUUACAUCAAGUAAAUACUAUCCAUCAAGAUCAUGAAGUGAAAAUCUGUAAACUCAAAUCCAUCUUAUCUAUCAUGUAUCCAAGGAGUAUUCUAAUAUUUCAUAAGAAUUAGAAAAAUAUUCUCUAGUUUAAUGAGUGAUCAAAAUCAUGGGGUACUUGCACUUGCUCUUACCUAGGCUGAAAUGAGUGAUCAAAAUUAUAACAUUAAAAUUCGAAAUGGUCAUUUUCAUUAUACAUAGGACAUGUAAUAUAUGCAUUAAAUUGAAGGUUAUGAGGCUUUUUAAUAUUGUCAAUAAGUAAAUCAAGUUUUUCUAAUCUAUAAUAAAUCUGAUUAACCUCAUUUCUUAAAUUAGUAUCAUCAUCAUAAUGUAAUUCAUAAAUUCUUCUUUUCUUAUCCCUAUCAUAUAACUCAAAAAAGGCUUGAUUUCUAGAAUUUGUACUUAAAUUCUCAUAAAUUCUGUAAAUCUCAUCAAGGGUUUUCUCCAUAAAAGCUCUUCCACAUAUAGAGUCAACCAUAUUUCUAUGUUGUUCUAAUAAUUUAUCAUAAAAAAUUCUAUUAAUCUGCCACUUUGGUAUAGCAUGAUGAGGAUAGUUUAUGAGUAAAUUUUUAAUUUUUUUUCAUAUUAGAUGUAAACUUUUUUUUGACUUUCAAACAAAACUUCAUUUAUGUUUUCUCAUAUUUUGAGUUUUAUCUAAGGGAGAAAAUUUUCAAAGAAAAGGUUUGUUUUGUCUUUCUAACUAGUUAAUUCUCUAUCUAAUGUGGAUAACCAAUAACUAGUAUUGUAUUUUAAGCUAUGAGGAAAUAAUUUUAUCUUAAUAAUUUUCGGUGUAACUUUAAAGAGAUUAACUAAAUCACAGACUAUGUAAUUUUUUUUAAAAUGUUGAUGGGGUUUUUCUAAAGGUAAUCCAUGAAAAUUAGAGAGCAUUUGGAAACUUUUUGAAUUUAUUUUGAAUUUAACAAUGGUUGCUAAUGAGACUUUAAUAUUGGACGCCCAUUGAUAUCAAUCAGGGAUGUUAUAAUUUUUUAUGGCCAUGGGAUUACUAUUAGUUUGACUUGUACAUCUUUUAGGAUCUAUCAAAAUUAAUUUUUCUUUUAGAUUUUUAGUUUUGAACGAAAUAGUGAAAUGAUUUUCUAACCUUAGAUGCAAGGAUUUUCUACCAUACAUAAAUAUCAAUAAAUUAUAGAAAAAAAUUUAAUAAUUGUUACCCUCCUUCAGUAUGUUCUAGUCUUUGCCCUGCUGCUCUUCAUUCUUUUAAAACAAAAAAAUUCUAAAAAAAGAUAAUAAAACAAGACUUAAUGUUUUUGUGUACUUUAAGAAAAAAUAGAAAAAAACCACAUAUUAUGUAAUACAUUGACAUGACUUAGUCGUUGUAUAGUAAAUCACACAAAUUUAAAAUUUAUAAAACUAGAAAAUAAAAAAAUUUAGAUAUUUAGAAGUAUUUCUGAACAAAUAUAUCAAUUAUAAUUUAAUAAAACUUUCAAAAAUAGCGAUAAUUUUCCAAGUCAAUCACAAGGAUGUAAUAUAUUAUCUGGUAAUUAUUCAAAAUUUUGCUCAAAGAAUACUGUUUUCUAUAAAUUUUAUACUAGGAAAUGAAAAGAAAAUAUAUUUAAAAUUCAUAAAAAAGAGAAAUAAGGGUGCAAACGUCAAGAUGACAUCAGUGCUCGGCGAAGGCGAAUUAGGUGAAAAUGAAGUUCUGCCUAAUGAUGCUCAUGUAAGUGAUUAUAGAUGAUUUAAUUGAUCAAAUUAAGAUUUGUAAAAGCCAAAAGAAUCGUAAUGAAAUGAAGUAUAUCUUGAUAAAUUUAAAAUCAACAAAUUAUCACUAAAUAAUACAAAAAUUAAGUUGAAAGUAGGACAAUAGAGUUCCAGUGCUGUGGCGGCGAUGAAGAGUCUCUUCUUAUUGUGUGGACAUGAGGAUGAAGCUCCCUGACAUGCGUCCCACCUCUAUCUAGCUCCUCUCCAUCAGGUGACAGCCGUUGGAGAGCCGCAAAGUCGUCAUUUUUCUGCUUCGCAGGGUGAUAGCUGCCAAAGACAAUUGAGGACCCAUUUCAUUGAUCUGUAGACUUCGCAAGAAGAUCUAGAAAUUGCCCACAUCAUCUUUGUCAAAGUAGAGCCUUCGAGGCUAUGGACACUACAUGACGAUCCUCUCGAACGCUCAAGAUUCUGGUGCAUCGCCAACGCAUUGUUGCUGUGAUGCUAGAACUCUAUUUUCUUGCUUUCAACUUACUUUAGGCUUUAUUUAGUGAUAAUUUGUGUAAUUUUAAUUUAUCAAAAUAUACUUCAUUCACUUACAAUUCUUCCGGCUUUUACAGAUCUUAAUUUGAUUAAUUAAAUCAUUUGUAAUCACUUAUGUAAGAAUAAUUGGGCGGAACUCUAUUUUUGUUUGAUUCGCAUUCGCCGGGCAUUGACGAAGUUCUUUUUUAAAUAUAUUUCUUUUUUAUUUACUAGUAUAAAAUUCAUAGAAAAUAAUAUUCUUUGAGACAAAUUCUGAAUAAUUACUAGCUACUAUAUUACAUCCCUAUGAUUAACCUAGAAAAUUACUACUAUUUUUGGAAGUUUUAUUAAAUUAUAAUUGAUAUAUUUGUUCAAAAAUACUUCUAAAUAUCUAAAAAUUCAUAUUUUCUAGUUUUAUAAAUUUUAGUUUUGAGUGAUUUAAUAUACAACAACUAAGUCACAUCAAACUUUGGUGCCGUUGCUGGGGAUGUAUUGUAUAAUAUUUACUAUAUUUCUAUUUUUCUCUUAGAGUACACAAAAAAAUUUAACUCUUAUUUUAUUUUCUUUUUGCCAAGUUUUUCUUUUUUUAAAAAGGAAUGAAGAGAAGCAAGACAAGGACUACAACAUAUUGAAGGAGGGUAACAAUUACCAAAUUUAUUAAUUUUUUAUAUGCAUGGUAGAAGAUCCUUAUAUCCAAGGCUAGAAAAUUCCUUUGUUAUUUCAUUCCAAAUUAAAAAUCCGAAAGAAAAAUUAAUUUUGAUGGAUCCUAAAGAAGUACAAGUCAAACUGAGAACAAUCCUAUGGCCAUGUAAAAUUAUUAUAUUCUUGAUUCAUUUCAAAGAGCAUCCAAUAUUAGAGUCCCAUUAGCACCUACUAUUAAAUUUGAUAUAAAUCUAGGAAUUUUUCAAAUGCUCCAUAAUUUUCAUGGAUUGCCUUUAGAGGAACCUCAUCAGCACUUAAAAAAAUUUCAUAUGAUCUGUGAGUUAGUUAAUCUUCCUCAAGUCACAUCAAAAAUUAUUAAGAGGAAAUUAUUUUCUCAUACACUAAGGGACAAAGCUAGUCAUUGGCUGUCUACAUUAGAUAGAGAAUUACCUAGCUGGAAAGACAUAGAAUAAGCCUUUCUUCAAAAAUUUAUCCCUUAGGUAAAACUCAAAAAUAUGAGAAAAUAUAUAUGGAGUUUUUCUCAAAGACCAAGAGAAACUUUACAUGAGACAUGAGAAACAUUCAAAGAUUUACUGAGAAAGUGUCAUCAUCAUGCUAUACCCAAGUUACAGCUAAAUAGAAUCUUUUAUGAUGGAUUAUUAGAACAACAUUGAAAUAUGUUUGAUUCUAUAUAUUGAGGAGCUUUUAUGAAAAAAACCCUUCAUGAGAUUUAUAGUCUUUAUGAAAAUUUAAGUAAAAAUUCUAGAGAUCAAACCUCUUUUGAAUUAUAUGAUAGGGAUAAGAAGAGAGGAAUUUAUGAAUUACAUCAUGAUGAUGAUUCUAAAUUUAGAAAUGAGGUUAAUCAAAUUAAUCAAAGAUUAGAAAAACUUUAUUUACUUAUUAAAAAUAUUAGAAAGCCUCUUAACCCUCCAUUUAAUUCAAAUAGUACAUGUCCUAUGUAUGGUGAAAAUGAUCAUUUCGAAUUUCAAUAUCAUCAUAGGCAAGAACAAGUGUAAGUACCCCAUGAUUUUAGUAAAAAUAGGGAAUAUUUUCUAAUUCUUAUAAUCCUAAUUGGGGGAAUAAUUUUUCGUGGAGAAACCCAAAUAAUAUUCAAAAUCCAGACACACAUAGAUUCAAUUCAAAUUCUGAUAUUCGUCUAAAAUAGGAACAUAGAUUUCAGAAAAAUAUCUCCUCUUAAAUCCAACAUGAUGUUAUGGAAUUGAUGCAACAAAUGAGCCAAAUGAUGCAACUUUAAUUAUGAAUCAAAUGAUGUUGCACCAAAAACAAAUUAUAGAGGCUCUUGAGAAUAAGAGAGAAGAGGGGCAGUCACCUAGUUAGCCUAUAGAAAAUUUAGGAAACUGUCCAACAAUAAGAUUUCAGUAAGGAGAGUCUAGCUAGAUAAAUUUAGAAAAAAACCCACAAAUUGAAAAUGUUAGGACAGUGAAUACAUUGAGUGAGAAUAUUUUACCUGAUCCUUAUUUCUAAUUAUUAGAAGAAAUCGAUGAGCCUCUAGAAGUAAAUGAGAAUAUUAAGGUUGAAAAUAUAAUACUAGAAAAUUUGAAUAAAAUCAUUUAUUGCUCACAAUUGAUGAAUGAAUAUAGUGAGGAUGAUGAGGAGAAAGAGCCCUUAGAUGAAAAAAUAGCAGCUGAUCAUGAAACAAUCAUCCAAAUUUUAGUAGAAGUGAGUAAAGACAGAAAUGAAGAAAAAUAUAUUUUAGGUGAGAAAAAUAUAGUUGAUUUAGGAGAUGUAUGAGACAAAAUUAAUAAAUCUAAUCAUAAUUUUGCAGCCAUGGAUGUUGAUAGUGAGGAUGAUGAUGUAUAUCAUAUACCAAAAUUAAAAGAUAACUCUUGAGAAGAUGAAGAACUUGAUGAGUUGAGAAAAAAAAAUCUAGGAAAAGAGUUGAUUCAACUAAUGGGGAGAAACAAAAAUAAUGAAUAUGAAUAUAAAGAUAAUUUUGGAGGAGAAAAUUUGAAUUUUGCUGAAUUCAUUAGAUCUGAGAUUAAAGAAGACAAUCUUUCCAUCCUUCAAACCCUACAGUCCAUUAGAAUUAUUUCUAAGCUUGAAAUACUUUAACCCCCCUUAGUGGGAGAGUUGCCACUAGAUCCAAAUUGAACAAAUAUGUAUGGAAGAUAAAUUAGAAUACGGGAAGAUUAUGCAAAUAAAAAAACACAGUAAAAAAUAGGUGAGUGGAAGAAUUAGAGAUAUCAAUUUAGAUAAAAAAAUUCUAGAUUGAGUAAGAGCUAAUUUGAAAAUUAUAUGGCCUCAUCACAUUUUAUGGUCUAUUAAUAGAAAGUAUUUAUUAAUGAAUGAGAGCCUUACAAAACAAGAUAGAAAUGAGGAAAGAUUUUUUUCAAAAUGAAAAUAUUAUUUUCUGAAAAAUUUUGUUAAUUUCCAUUUUAUUUUGGCUGAAAGUAUGUCAAGGUAUAUAUAUGAAGUAUAUGAAUUUAUGCAAAAUCUGAAAAAGAAUAUCAUGAAACUUAUCUUAGGAUACAAAUAUAUUUUGAUGGUCAUAGAUCAUCUUAUAUGAUCUAAGAGUUUUCUACCUGAAGACAUUAAAUUCAGCACUGCGUGGGAGGCAACCAUGGUUUUUAUUUCAUUCUGUUUGAUUUUUUUAAAACUUUGUUUUUCUUAGAAUUUUGCAGUACUUGUUUUUGUAUUUGUUUUUUCGAAAAAAUGCAAGAGGAGUGUAAGAUGAAGUGGAAAAUUAAAAACAAGUUUGAGGUGAUUUAUGAAAAUAUUCUUAAUGCUUAACUUUGCACAUAUGCAUACUUCACUUGAAAAUUAUUUUUUCUGCAUAUUCUGUUUUGAUUUGUCUGUGUCAUUGAGGACAAUGUCAUUUUUAAGUUGAGGGGUGAAGUAUUAAUUAUUAAUUUAUGCUGUAGGAUGAUUAAGAACAAGUGUUUGCAUUUUAUUUAACUUAGAACCGCAACUAAAAUAAAAUAAAAUAAAAUAAAAUUCAAAAAAACUACAACAUCUAUUUUUAGGUUUUUUGUCAAGGACAACAGACUAUCAAAAAUAGUAGACAAAAAUAGUCCAAAAUUUGAAAUUCUAGAGACCUUUUUCACACAUUUCAAUCCCCUAGACAUAUAUUACUAAAAUUCAAAAUUAUAGCUAUAAAGAGAAUAGUUUUGAUUUAUUUUUGACAAUUAUUAUUGCUAAAAAUAAAACUAAAAAUAGAAAAUAGAACUAUCAUAACUAUCUAAUUUACAAAUUUCUUACAUCAUAUUGCAUGUAUGAAAAAUUAAAUCAAUUAGAUUGAUUGAUACCAAAAGAUACUAGGAAGAUUAUUAUUGAGUCAAAAGAAUGAUCUAGUAGCAUGAAAUGUUGGAAUACUCCUUGGAUACAUGAUACAUAACAUGGAUUUGAUUUUAUAGAUUUUCACUUUAUGAUCUUGAUGGAUAGUAUUUACUUGAUGUGAAAAUUUGAUUGAUCAUUUCAAUUUAAUAGAGAUUUUUGCACUCUGAUCUAUAGGACUUGUGAGGAGAAACACUUAUUUCAGAAAAAAAAAAAGAGAGAGAGCAAUGUGAAAAAUCUAGAAACGAAGAGUAUACAUGGAGGGUGUGAGACAUCAUUCUCAUUGUCAAAAUCAUGCAUAGAAAAACACUUGCUGCAAAAUAAGUAGAUAAAGUGAAAGCCCUGAAAAUGAAGAGUACACAUGGAGGGUGUGAGACAUCAUUCUUAUUGUCAAAAUUUGUUUACAAGAAAAGCUACUUAUCCACUAUAUAUAAAAAAAGAAGGAAGAAGUAUAGUGCACACAUCAAAAAUAAAGCUUUGGAAAAAGGGAAAUGUAGGAUCAAAAUUACUCCUAGAUGAGUAUUGAUAAGUAGAACAUCUUGUAAAUAUAUCUAUGAGUGAAGAAGUGAUAAAGAUGUGAAUAGAAGAAGUGAAGUCUAGAUUGUUAUUCUAAUGAGUGCUUAAACAUUUAAUUGCUUGACAUCAUUCUUAAACACAAUAUAAGAAUCUAAAGUGUCUAAAGGUAUAUAAUUUCUAAUUGUAUUUUCUCUUUAUGCAUUAAAAUAUGAUAUUUGAGAUUUGUAAAUUUUUAUUUUUAUAAUUGAUGUGAAUUAAUCGUUGUAUAUUAAAUCACAUAAAUGUAAAAUUUAUAAAACUAUAAAAUAUAAAUUUUUAGAUAUUUAGAAGUAUUUUUGAACAAAUAUAUCAAUUAUAAUUUAAUAAAACUUCCAAAAAUAGUAGUAAUUUUCCGGGUCAAUUAUAGGGAUGUAAUAUAGUAGUUGAUAAUUAUUUAGAAUUUUUCUUAAAGAAUACUAUUUUCUAUGAAUUUUAUACUAGUAAAUGAAAAGAAAAUAUAUUUAAAAUUUACAAAAAAGGGAAUAAGGGUGCAGACAUUAGGAUGACGUUAGCACCUGGCAAAUGCGAAGGAUUGUUGUGUAGUGUCCACAGCCUCGAAGGCUCUCCUUAGACAAAGACAACGUGGACGAUUUCUAGAUUUCCUUGCAAAGUCUAGAGAUCAAUGAAAUAGGUCAUUGAAUCAUCUUAGGCAGCUGUCACUCGGUGGAGUAGAAAAACGGCGACUUUGUGGCUCUCCGGCAACUGUCACCCGACAGAGAGGAGCUGGAUGGAGGUGGGACAUGUGUCAGGGAGCUUUAUCCUCAUGUCCACUUAAUAAGAAGAGGCUUUUCAUCGCAUCUGGUACACUCUCAGGAGGUGGUGACUCAUCUACUAGCAGAUCAUCCUCUUCUCGACGAUGGCUUGUUCAUCGAUCAAUCGGAGAUGCUUUACUCGAUGGUUCGUGAUCCUUUUAUUGCAAAUCGUUCAGCAAUUUUAGUAACAAUGCUCCGCAAAUUGUGUUGACGAAAUUUUCACCAAUGAUCCAACGAUUCUGAUUGCUUAAUCCUUCACCGGCGUUCUUCAAAAAAGUCACGAUAAUCAAAUAAAAAACAUAUGAGUUUUGGCUCUAGGAGGAUUCGAACCCGCACCGGUUGCCCCCCCCUUUCUGAGGAAGGUGUGAUGCUGGUUUAGUCCCACAUUGGUUGUCUGCCAAUUUUUUGGGCGAAUAUAUACUAAUGUUACAUUUCUAAGCAAGUUCCUUCUCUCGCGUGUAGGACCACUCUUUGCCCCACAGCCGACUGGCCACUAGUGACGUGGAAAGGGAGUGGUGCACACGUCCCUCUAUCGGUCCAAGCCGCUCGAGCCCCUGCUCGUGGCUACUCCCCGAUUGCGCUUCCGACUCACUUGCAGGCCCAGCUUGCAAUCAUAUCAAUUCGUAUAAAAUCACAUAAUUACCCAAAAAUUCAUGUUAAUCAACUAAAAACCACUUUUCACACUUUAACACAAAUAUAAGUCUAUUUAUCAUGAGUUAAAGCUAAAACUAUAUUAUUUACUAAUUAUUAACUCAUGAUAAUGAAAACUUAUCACACCCCCCAACUUAAAUCAUUGCUUGUCCCUUGGCAAUAGAAUUACAAAAAUAAAAAUUUACAAAUCUCAAACAUCAUAUUUCAAUACAUAAAAAAAAAUACAAUUAGAAAUGAUGCACCUUUAGAUACUUUGAACUCUUAUAUCAAGUAUUUAAGAAUGAUGUCAAGCACUUAAAUGUUUAAGCACAUCUUGGAAUAACAAUUUAGACUUCACUUCUUCUAUUAACAUCUUUAUCACUUCUUCACCCAUAGAUAUAUUUACAAGAUGUUUCAAUUAUGAAUAA
This is a messenger RNA of Spirodela intermedia, 10167 nucleotides long. NCBI's taxonomy places the organism in Eukaryota, Viridiplantae, Streptophyta, Magnoliopsida, Alismatales, Araceae. The record is from the annotation of a GenBank genome assembly.